GAUCGGACUAGGCUCUAAAACAGUAUUUAAUCGAACUGGGGUUCUAUUUAAUAUGGUUUCACCAUAAUACGAAUUUCAGGACUAUUUUAGGCGAUGUUCAAUAUUUAAAUCUAAAUGUAUAGGUUCAUGUUAUCAUUACCACUGAGCUGAGUCUCAUCUGUAAGAUGCCCUCCUCUUUAUUUUUUUCUUCUAAACAGGACAGAAUUAGCUAUCAUAAUAUCCUCGUUAUGCAGAUCAUCCCACCAAGGUGCUUGCUGACAGCGAAGGACUUCCUCUCAAAGCUGUUUAAAUGAGAAUGUCCCUGGCACAAAGAGUGCUGCUGACAUGGCUUUUUACAUUACUCUUCCUGAUCAUGCUGGUGCUGAAGUUGGAUGAGAAAGCACCGUGGAACUGGUUCCUUAUUUUUAUUCCAGUGUGGAUAUUUGAUACAAUUCUUCUAGUUAUGUUAAUUGUAAAAAUGGCUGGACGGUGCAAGUCUGGCUUUGACCCUCGCAAUGGCUCCCAGAACAUGAAGAAGAAAGUCUGGUACCUGAUUGCAAUGCUGCUGAAAUUGGCCUUCUGCCUCGCCCUGUGUGCAAAGCUGCAGCGAUUCACCACCAUGAAACUGGCCUACGUGUUCAUCCCACUCUGGGCCUUGCUGAUUGGGGGCAUGGUUGAACUCGGGUAUAAUAUCUUCUAUGUAAGAAGAGACUAAGCUAUGCCAGGUGGUUUCCAGUGCCAGGAUUGGCACCAAAUUACCAGAUUAUUACCAUUUUGCCACAG
Molecule: messenger RNA, 762 nt
Organism: Sturnus vulgaris (Common starling)
Lineage: Eukaryota; Metazoa; Chordata; Aves; Passeriformes; Sturnidae
Source: RefSeq, a predicted model, not a curated record